Messenger RNA from Notolabrus celidotus (New Zealand spotty), 2693 nucleotides. It is a transcript of the gene card19, whose product is annotated as caspase recruitment domain family, member 19. Bases 71 to 613 code for a protein of 180 amino acids. The transcript is spliced from 6 exons. NCBI's taxonomy places the organism in Eukaryota, Metazoa, Chordata, Actinopteri, Labriformes, Labridae. Gene Ontology annotation, cellular component: mitochondrion. The record is from RefSeq and is a predicted model, not a curated record.
CGUAAGCCACUCCCUGCCAACGCGGUGACGUAGGAAGGCGUGUCUAACAAAGGACAGUGGGGACUCCACAAUGGGAGACAGUUUUCUUGAGCAGCUGAUAGAGGACAGUGCCUUCCUCAGAGCAGACCGGAGACUUGACACGGAGCUGGUGGACAAACUCAUCCUGCAGCUCAACAGAAUCUACCCACAGAUCCUCACAGACAAGGAGGCAACUAAAUUUCGAAACUUGGAUGUGCCAACAAGUGUACGACUGGGUGAGCUCCUGACACACCUGCAGGGGAGAGGAGAGGAAGCAUGCCGGGAGUUCUACAGAGCUCUUCACUUGCAUGUGGAAGAGGUGUACUACAGUUUGCCAACACGACUCCGCCUCAGAGAUACCUUAGAUCCACUCACACAUCCUCAAAUGUACCAUCAGAAAUAUGUUCUGAAUGACAGGGAGCCCUCCUUCUUUCUGGGCUGUUUUGGCAUUGCAGUAGGAAUGGCUUUACUCUAUUACUACAGCGAGGCUAAACUGACGGGAGGAAGUCGUGCCCUCGGGAUGGCUGCUUUGGGUUUAAAGAAAACGGCUCAGGAGGUUCUUAUAUGGUACUCUGAGGAAAGCCUCAUGAAGUGAAUGUUACUUCAGUUACUGUGCUUUAGCAGCAUUGCUCCUUUGAAUGCUACCUGCACCAAAGCAUAGCACAAUAUAUCUUUGUAGAUGUCGAGUGCUUUUUUUGUACUCAGGUUUAUAUAUUAUUUAACUUGUAAGAAGAGAAAGAUGGGGAAAUCUGGGCCUCAUUUGGCCCUUAUUUCCCCAUAUAUUGAUACCUUUUGAAGUAGUUAAAAAAAGAUUGAAUACAUGCAAGGGAUGAGUACAGUGAAAUCAAAAACAAGCUGACUCAAGAAGUCUUUCUCUCACAAAUCUUCAAAUUAGGCAUAAGUGGGUUUUAUCAACCAAACAGAAUAAGAAAAAGAGUAUAUAUAUACAGCUAACAUGUGUUAUCAUGACAAAAUGAUAAACGAUAGUUGAUCUUUGUUUUUCUCGCUUGCACUUUGGUUUUGAGACUCAGGCCAGAUUCCUCUUUUUUUGUCUUUUUUUACUUCUUGUUUUGGUUUUAAAGUGCUCCGUGUAUUUUUUGAGCCAUAUACAUUUUUAUUGUGGAAAAGUCCAUCUUCACACAGUUACAAAAGAAUGUCAAAAGAAUUGAAAUACAAGUCAAUGAAUGUACCCCCAGACUGCAGUCAUCUGGGACUGUGUAUAAGGCAUAGACUAUAUAAAAUAGGUAUAAGGCCAGAUCUCGGUAGGACAUUACUGCCCUCUGGUGGUUAAAGGUGAACGAUAUUAUCAGACAUGACCACAUGACUCGUGUUUGUCCCAUAAGUGCCUCCUAAAGUUUUGUUCUACACUAAUUUAGUACCAGAAAGGGAGUGUGUCCUGUAGACGUAUGUUUAUCUAGUUGAAUGUAAUAAAUUCGGUCCGUAUUGUCAUUAUUAAGAUAAAAUAGCUGUGGGACUGCGUGGCCAUGUGACUGCGUGGACCAAUGAUAUCCCGCUUACUUGGCGCAAGGCAUGAUGGGUACAGUGACUCCCAAACUAAAAUGCACAAAUGUCGAAUACAGAGGUCGUAAUAAUCAGACUAAGACUAAAAAAAGAUUUCAAUUUGAAUUGUUAACGGGAUACUUAAGAUUCGACUUUAAAAAAUUGAGAAACCAUGGGUGUUCAAAGUUGCACCGUGAGUGAGAAUGUGUUGAAUACUUGGUUGUAUAUAAAGCGACGAGCCUCUUUGUAAUGACGUGUUGUAUGAAAGGAGAGAAGGUUAGCACUCCCCUUGACAAGGAUGGAAUUGGCCCUCGUGGCCUUCAACACAUAUACGGUUAAGGCAUUGCCACCUACUUCGUGGCAUCUCUAACCAUGAUUUUUUAAUAUGUGAAAAUACAGAGUAUCUGUAUAAGAGUGCCUUUCUAUCUCACAGCUAACCAUAGCCUUUUCUCAAAUACACUUCUCAUCCUCGCCAGUACUCUGAGACAAAAGGCAAGCCUGAAUUUUUUUCCUGUGUCUGUGUUUCCGCUGGGUUGGGCAGGGUGGAACAUUUAAUAUUUCCUGUUUGCCUGUAGCAUUUAGUCCCCUUGUUAAAAUGCAGAGGACGAUUGAAAAAUGUGCAAGUCAACAGUAUUUAUCUCAGUGGCUGACAGUUUGAGAGUUUAACUCCAGCUGUUGAAGUUGUAUUCAUAACUAAGGAUAUUAGUUUUCUUUUUUCUGCCUUUUUGUUAACUGAUGAGCUACAUUUACAUUAUCUGAAGACAAGUGAUAUAACUGCAUGAUUUAAUGGUAUUUCUCAGGCUGUUUGUACAUCCAUAACAAAAUAUGACAUAGAGAAGGGCUCUGAUUAUGACAAACAUGUAAUGAUGGUGCUUUGUUAAACUGUGUUUCUUAAUGGUUUGGUAGUUGUACUUCAUGAAAUUAGAAGCCAAUAACUUGUUAUUUCUUGUACUCAACAACUUUUGAUAUAACAUGACAUUUUGGCAAUGAAUGUUGAUUGUCCAUUAAUGUCCCCUCAUUGAGGUCUAGUGCCUAACAGUUUGUCACAUACUCUACCAACUAUGUCAUGUGUUAACGCCUUUAACAUUCAAGUGCCAUCAUUUCUGUGAUGUAGACUUCUGUCUGUGUUGAAUAAAAAACAAGGCAUGAUGGAAUUAAACAAUAUAAUAACCACA